Molecule: messenger RNA, 756 nt
Organism: Meloidogyne enterolobii
Lineage: Eukaryota; Metazoa; Nematoda; Chromadorea; Rhabditida; Meloidogynidae
Source: the annotation of a GenBank genome assembly
AUGUCUAUUCAAGGACAGAUAAUAACAUGUAAAGCAGCGGUUGCUUGGGAGCCUAACAAACCUUUGGUUUUUGAACAAGUUGAAGUUUCUCCUCCAAAAGAUGAGGAAGUUAGAAUUAAGAUUCUCUACACUGCUCUUUGUCAUACUGAUCUUUAUACACUAUCAGGCAAAGACCCGGAAGGCAUAUUUCCUGUAAUAUUUGGACAUGAAGCUGUUGGACAGGUCGAAUCUAUUGGAAAUGGAGUUGAGAGUGUUGCUAUAGGAGAUUAUGUAAUUCCUUGUUUCGUGCCUCAAUGUAGAGAAUGUGAAUUUUGCAAAAAUCCAAAAACUAAUAUGUGCCAGAAAAUAAGGUUUAAAAAAUUAAUUUUUAAAAUUUUUUUGGGGGAUUUGAAAGGGUGGUUGUUCUUGCGGGCAAUUUUUGGGGAGGAAAAAUUUUUUUUCGGACUCGAAAAAAAUUUUUUUGAACUCAAAAAUUUCUGUGGAUUUGUAUAUUUUUCCUCUUCUAAAAUUUUAUUUUUACAAUUAACUUUACUAGUAAUUCAAUUUAUUUUUAAAAAAUAUGCUAGAAAUCCCCCAAUACUUAUUUACCCCCAAUAUAGUACUUAUCAAGGGCGUAUCCAGGGGGUCGGUUUCGGGGGGGCUAACACUGGGUGGGCGCAAAAAUUUUUGGCGUUUACCUUGGCGUUCCGGACGCAAAUUUUUUUGCACAUAAAUUUUCAUUUUCUGCGCCGUAGGCAAAAAUUUUUUGAAUAUUAG